GCUCCACAACAGAGGAGCCGAGCAGCCGCCGUGGCCGGUGCGAGCCGGCUCACGCUGCAUGGAGGGCUGCUUAUAAAUUAUUCACCCUUUUUCCCCCCGUUACUUUGUUUCACCCCGUUGUGAGGAGAUGAGGGGACUCUUGCCGCUCCGCCGGGGGCUGCUCGCCCUGAGAGCGGGGCCGGUCUCGUCCCGCUGCGGGCUCUGCGGAGCCCCGUCCGGACCGCAGCUACAGCCAACGUUUGGGCUGUUGUUCGACAUCGAUGGGGUGCUCGUCCGAGGAAGAAUGCCAAUCCCCGCUGCAAAAAAGGCAUUUGAGAAGUUGGUCAAUUCUCAGGGACAGUUUGUGGUGCCAGUUGUCUUUGUCACAAAUGCAGGCAACUGCCUUCGACAAACAAAAGCCGACCAGCUCUCUCACAUCCUGGGAGUGCCUAUCACCCAAGAUCAAGUGAUCAUGUCCCACAGCCCUCUGAGGAUGUUGAAGAAGUUCCACGAUAAAUGCAUCUUGGUGUCGGGACAAGGGCCAGUCCUGGAAAUUGCCCAAAACGUGGGUUUUAAGAAUGUUAUCAGUAUUAACAUGCUGAGGGAGUCGUACCCAUUACUGGACAUGGUGGACCACAACAGGAGACCCAAACUGCCCUCCAAUCCUGUGCUCCAACAUCCUAAAGUUGAAGCUGUGGUUCUGUUCGGGGAGCCGAUUCGAUGGGAAACCAACCUGCAGCUGAUAAUGGACGUUUUGUUGACCGAUGGAAACCUCAGCAGCACGCACCAAACCAAAGCGAAGGCUCACCUCCCCCUCUUGGCCUGUAACAUGGACCUCAUGUGGAUGGCUGAGGCUAAUUCUCCACGGUUUGGCCAUGGGACGUUUCUUGUAUGCCUAGAGAACAUCUAUAAGAAGAUAACCGGCGAGGACCUGAAGUACGAGGCUCUCAUGGGGAAACCCAGCGAGCUGACCUACCACUUUGCAGAGUACAUCAUCAGGAGCCAGGCCUUGCAGAGACAAUGGAAGCAUCCCAUCACUACCCUUUAUGCUAUAGGAGAUAACCUGAUGACUGACAUCUAUGGGGCCAAUCUGUACAAUCGCUAUCUGGAAGAAAGAGCUGCUAGAAAGAACCCCAAAGCUGUUGCGAAGAUGGCGGCCACCACCGGGUCCCCCGCCGCGGUGCCCAGGGAGGAGGAGACCGACAGCCUGUGGGAAAGCGAGCUUGCGGUGCCCGCUGCUACUUCCUGUAAGUCCGUCCUGGUUUGCACAGGGGUCUACAACCCCAACGUGCACGUGCCAUCUGAUGCCAAUCGCUGCAUCAAAGAGACUGUGUUCCACGGGCACCGGGACUUCAGAUUUGACCCUGCUCUGGUGGAGCCCGGCAACAUCGUACAUGAUGUGGCAGAAGCUGUUGAGCUCAUCUUUGAGCAGGAAAAGUUUGUCCUUCACUAGAAUUUAAAAAAAAUUGAGGUUCUGUCUGGUCAUAAGGGUUUAAAUCCUAGUGUGUUACAACAUUCAGCUGGGAAGACACCACUUAAUGGAUAAACAUGUUUGAGCACAACACUGUGGACAUUGUUUAGCUGACAGGGCAUUGAUAACACAUAAUUCAUCUUCUAAACAUUCAACAUUUAGACAAACUGUGGUGUUGGUAAAUCAUGUAACUGUUACUCUCAUCUGCUCUUCUAUAUUGUUUUUGUGACUGUCUUUAACAACCAUUGAGAAACAGUAAGAACUGCCUUAUUUGACCCGACUUAGUACUUUUUUAGAUAACAGUAAUCUCUAGAUUAUUACAAAUCCCAAAACCUCCCUAUAUUUAUUGCAAGACUUUGAGGAUGUUUAUUUUUAGGACUAUUCCUUUUAACAGUUUCACUUCCGUUAUUGCAUUUUCAGACAUUUCUUCGUCCAUUUAUCAUUGCGAAUCUAUGCAUGAACAUGAGAGUAAUCCUUGUACUGUAAACCCAACUGUUUUGAUGUGCAAUAUUGUCCUCUAAUGUUACCGUCUGUCUGCAGUUUGUUGCGUUGUGCGAGCCAUGACCAGUAUUUGCACUGAUCAGACCAUCGUCUUAACUGUUACCACCUGCUCCUGCCAUAACUGUUUACUAUGACCUCAGAAUUCCUUUAAAUGCUUUCAAGUUGUCAUUCCAGAAAUAAAAUCUAACAAGAUGCUUAUUUCAAUCCCUCCAGCCUUUACUG
Messenger RNA from Cololabis saira (Pacific saury), 2173 nucleotides. RefSeq names its product haloacid dehalogenase-like hydrolase domain-containing 5. Lineage: Eukaryota; Metazoa; Chordata; Actinopteri; Beloniformes; Belonidae. Gene Ontology annotation, cellular component: mitochondrion. The coding region runs from base 128 to 1432 and encodes 434 amino acids. The transcript is spliced from 8 exons. The record is from RefSeq and is a predicted model, not a curated record. Gene Ontology annotation, biological process: glycerophospholipid biosynthetic process.